Molecule: messenger RNA, 1566 nt
Organism: Didymella exigua CBS 183.55
Lineage: Eukaryota; Fungi; Ascomycota; Dothideomycetes; Pleosporales; Didymellaceae
Product: 2,3-bisphosphoglycerate-independent phosphoglycerate mutase
Exons: 2
Coding region: 1-1566 (521 amino acids)
Biological process (GO): glucose catabolic process
Cellular component (GO): cytoplasm
Molecular function (GO): manganese ion binding
Source: RefSeq, a predicted model, not a curated record
AUGGUGCAGGUCGACCAGAAGGCCGUGCUCAUCGUCAUCGACGGAUGGGGUGUCGCGACUGAGAAGUCGCGCAAGGAUGGCGACGCUAUUCUCGCCGCCGACACGCCCACCAUGGACGAGUUUGCGAAGAGCGGCUCCCAGACUGCCCAGGGCUACACCGAGCUCGAGGCCUCUUCCCUCGCCGUCGGUCUCCCAGAGGGCCUCAUGGGCAACAGCGAGGUCGGCCACUUGAACAUCGGCGCCGGUCGCGUUGUCUGGCAGGACUCUGUUCGCAUUGGACAGACCAUCAAGAAUGGCAAGCUUGGCGAGAACGAGACUGUCAAGCAGUCGUUCCAGCGGGCCAUCGACGGCAACGGCAGGCUCCACUUCUGCGGCCUGGUCUCUGACGGCGGUGUCCACUCCCACAUCGACCACCUGGUCGCCCUCCUGAAGGUCGCCAAGCAGAUGGGCGUCCCCGACGUCUUCAUCCACUUCUUCGGCGACGGCCGUGACACGGACCCCAAGUCCAGCGUUGGGUACAUGACAGAUCUGCUCAAGGCCACCAAGGAGAUCGGCACAGGCGAGAUCGCUACCAUCGUUGGCCGGUACUACAUCAUGGACCGCGACAAGAGGUGGGACCGUGUCGAGAUCGGUCUGAAGGGUCUGGUCACUGGCGAGGGUGCCGAGGAGAGCAGCGACCCAGUGGCCACUAUCAAGGAGAGGUACGAGAAGGGCGAGAACGACGAGUUCCUGAAGCCCAUCAUUGUCGGUGGAAAAGAGCGCAGGAUUCAGGACAAGGACACGGUCUUCUUCUUCAACUACCGCUCCGACCGAGUUCGUGAAAUCACCCAGCUCUUGGGCGACUUCGACCGCUCGCCCAAGCCCGACUUCCCCUACCCCGCCGACAUCCACCUCACCACCAUGACCGCAUACAACCCUAGAUACACGUUCCCCAUCGCUUUCGCUCCCCAGCGUAUGAAUGACGUUCUUGCCGAGACGCUCGGCAAGCAGGGUGUCAAGCAGUGCCAUGUUGCCGAGACCGAAAAGUAUGCUCACGUUACCUUCUUCUUCAACGGCGGCGUCGAGAAGCAGUUCGAGAACGAGGAGCGCGAGAUGGUUCCUUCGCCAAGGGUAGCCACAUAUGACCUCCAGCCCACCAUGAGCGCAAUGGCUGUCGCUGAGAAGCUCUGCGAGAGAAUCCAAACGGGCAAGUUUGAGUUUUUGAUGAACAACUUCGCGCCACCUGACAUGGUCGGCCACACUGGUGUCUACAAGGCAGCUAUUGAGGCUUGCACAGAGACUGACAAGGCCAUCAAGAAGGUCUACGACCAGUGCAAGGAGAGCGGCUACACCCUCUUCAUUACUGCUGACCACGGCAACGCUGAGGAGAUGCUUACGGAGGAAGGCACCCCCAAGACAUCUCACACCACCAACAAGGUUCCCUUUAUCAUGGCCAAUGCUCCUGAGUCCUGGAGCUUGAAGAAGACCGACGGCGUGCUCGGCGACGUCGCACCCACGAUUCUCGCCCUCAUGGGUCUUCAGCAGCCCGAGGACAUGGAUGGCUCCAGCUUGCUCGUUAAGUCAUAA